UCAGUGGUGCCGGUGCCUCCGUCUCGACAGUACCUCGGCCGCCUGCGCUCCUCUAGUGAAGGACAGACAGUACCUUUGGGACAUGAUGGUGAGAGCCAGCCCGGCGGGGACGUGCCCUCGUGUCCAACAGUGACCUCCGCCGCCCAUGCAAUGACAGCCAUUCCUCGAAACGCGCCCCUCCGGCGGCGCCGCCGCUGGCACGGCCUGGUGCAGCUUGGAGGGGUCACCGUUUUCACCUUCGGCUUCGUGGGCGCCGCCGUCCUGCUGCAGGGGGCGCCCUCCCCGCCCUAUGCCGAACGACACAUGUCUCCCCGAGACCUCCACAUCUCGGGGUCAAGAUCCAUCCUCCAGGCGACGUCGACGGAGCAGAGUGACGUGCUGGAGACCUCCGUCGAGCCCUCCAAUGAGACGGAGGUGAAGGUCAAAGCUGACCCGCUCUUCCCGCCCGACCUUUUCACGCUGGAGGAGCGGAGGAAGGGCGCCAUCGUACUGCACGUGCUGGGCAUGAUCUACAUGUUCGUGGCUCUCGCCAUCGUGUGCGACGAGUUCUUUGUGCCGGCCCUCGACGUCAUAAUCGAGAAGCUGCAGAUCUCGGAGGACGUGGCCGGGGCCACCUUCAUGGCCGCCGGCGGCUCGGCCCCUGAGCUGUUCACGUCCAUCAUCGGCGUCUUCAUCAGCUUCGACGAUGUGGGCAUCGGCACCAUCGUGGGCUCCGCUGUGUUUAAUAUUUUAUUUGUGAUCGGCAUGUGUGUGUUGUUUUCCAAGACGGUGUUGGACCUGACGUGGUGGCCUCUGUUCCGCGACGUGACCUUCUACAGCGUGGCGCUGUUGUCACUGGUGGUGUGCUUUUUGGACAACUUUGUGUACUGGUACGAGGCCCUCAUUAUGUUCUCGAUGUACCUUGCCUAUUGCAUAUUCAUGAAGUUCAACUCCGACGUUGAGCGCUUCGUCAAGAAACACCUCAACCGCAACAAGGUGACCCGCGUCUGCUCCACCGACCAACUAGUGCCAAACCAUCAAAACGCCGCUCAGACCUUGCACGCGGCGGGCCCCCAGCCAGCCCAGCGGGGGGAGCGACGCCCCUCGGCCGCCGUUCUCCACUCCGGCACCAAGUUCAGGCAUGGACUCCUGCAGCUGAUGAUCCACACCAUCGACCCGCUGCAUGACGGGCUCGAGGAGGAACCCGGCAAGGUGGACGAGAAGGCGACGCAGCUGCACGCCAUCGCCUCCCUCAAGGUGCUCCUGGACGCCACCAAGCCCCAGAACGGCCGCGUCGAGACCUACCGCUCGGACGGCCUCGCCCCCGACCCUCGCCCUGACAAUCAGUCACACGUAAGUGGCCGCUCGUCGCAGGGCACCGAGAUGACCCACGUGGACUCCCUCGCCUCCUCGGACGCCGCCUCGCACAGCGGACCCCACACCAACGGCGACCUCCAGUCCGAGGGCAACUCCGUGGCUAACAAUGUGAGUUAUGGCACCAACUCUGUGCGCAAGAUACCUCCUAAGACCCCCCAGAACGGCGACAACAAUGGCCUCACGCCGGCACUCAACCCGGCCGCCCCCGAGGUGACCGACCCCGAGGCUGCUACGCCCACCACGCCCGCGGGUGAUGGCGACGACGAGGAGGAGACGAAGCCCAUUGACCUGAGCUGGCCGAACACAUGGAGAAAACGCGCCACGUACAUCAUUGUGGCUCCCCUGAUCAUCCCCCUCUGGCUCACCCUGCCCGACACCAGAACCCCGCGAGGCAAGCGGUUCUUCUUCAUCACGUUCAUCGGCAGCAUCUUGUGGAUCGCCGCCUUCUCCUAUCUGAUGGUGUGGUGGGCGGGGCUUGUAGGAGAGGUCAUCAACAUUCCGCCGGAGGUGAUGGGACUGACGAUCCUGGCGGCGGGCACGUCCGUCCCUGAUCUCAUUACCUCCGUCAUCGUGGCCAGGAAGGGCUUCGGGGACAUGGCCGUCUCCUCCUCCGUCGGCAGCAACCUCUUCGACGUGACCUGCGGCCUACCCAUCCCCUGGCUCCUCUUCGCUCUCGGGGAGGUGAUCAAGAACAUCAUGAACGGCAGGGACCCCACCGACAUCAACCCCAUCGAAGUGAAGUCAGAUGGAAUGGCGUGCUCCAUCAUGAUGCUGUUUGGAAUGCUCAUGUUCGUGAUUGUCGCCAUCGCCUGCUCCAAGUGGAAAAUGAACAAAGGUCUCGGAAUGACCAUGUUCGUCUUGUACUUCAUCUUCGUCUGCAUGUCGCUCCUCUUCGAAUACAAGUUCUUCUCAUGUCCCUUCUGAGCGGCAUGCGAGGCACCUCACAGCUCCUACUCCCGCCGUGGAAGAAGACAUCACAAUUCUCAAGUUUCCCAAAGCAAAAACAUGUAUAUCCGAAAACGAAAAAACACAAAAAAGCGAAAAUGGAAAUGCCUCCUCAACCUUUACCUGGUUCAUCCUUUCCUCGCCCCCUCCACCCCCCUGGUCUGAGGCACCUCAUCCCCUCACUCCCCCUCACCUCAUAGGGCCCUCCAUGUUACCCCUGCCCCUACACACACACACACACACACACACACACACACACACACACACACACACACACACACACACACACGCACACUAGUAGGUGUAGUAUCGUCUGCUGCCGCUGGUCCUGCUAAACGACCGGCCGCCCGGCCUCACCAUCCAGCAGAGAGAGCAGUGUUUGCAUAACCCUUUUUUGCUGAACUGUCAGACAAGCUAACUUGGCGGAGCACAGUGAGUUACAUGACUUUCUUUGCAUACUCCAUUGUCAAUGAGAACGACUUGGCUUUGUUUUCUACUCGUGCACAAUGCAGCCGCGCGAAGGACGUGUCUGCCACCCAGUGAGACGUUGCCCCUCCUUAGGAACACCACACAAACCCGAGCCUGAAGGAGUCACUAAAUUGCUGCAAACGGAUUAUUACACUUCGGACUUCAUGGAGGGGCCUCCGCACGUACGUACCUCAGAAGUCUUCCCCUCCUUGCCCACUCCCCCUCCACCUCCCCCUCCCCCAGUGGCCCACCGGACCCGCUCACAGUCACGCACUAAAUUUCGCUGCGCUUACAUCCCUUGACAAAGCCCCCCCGCCCCCCCCACCCCGCCUGGAGGCUCACCACACACACGAACCCUCCCGGAAACGCACAAAACCGAAAAUCGGAAACCCAGACACACACUCACACACUCAUACACACAUACACACGCACACGCACUCAAGCAUACACACACACACACACACACACACACACACACACACACACAGUCAAGUGCUUCGAAGUGUCAGCCUUGUGGCCGCGCUGGGUUGCCCCGGACGCUGACGGCCUGCCCAGCGAGGCUCACCUUCCCCGCCGCGUCAGGCCAAUAAAUUAAACAAAAGGGACGAGCAGGGAAACGUGUUACAAGAUCACGAAAUGCUGGUAAGCUCAAUGAGCAAACAUUUUUUACAUUUUCCAGAAUACUCACUUCGUCACAUGGCCACCUUUACUUUACUAAGCAGUCUAGUGCGUUGGGUCGUAGUCUUUUUUAUUUCUUUAGAACUAGAAACUUCCAUGACUGUCGAAUUUUUGGCACUUGUAAGGGACAUCCACGAAGUAUUCCUCCCCCUCCUCCCGCCCCCGGGCACGGGCCGGUGGUGGCGACGGCCGCGCCGCCCCCCACCGCCGUGUUCCGCCGCGCCCCCCUUCGCUCCCCGCCCCGCCCCGCCCCCUCGCCAAACAGAGGCUUGACGAGUUUCGGUAUCGGCUUGGAGCAAAUAUAUAUAUAUAUAUAUAUAUAUAUAUAUAUAUAUAUAUAUAUAUAUAUAUAUAUAUAUAUAUAUAUAUAUAUAUAUAUAUAUAUAUACUUGCUCUAUUUUAGAAUAACUCUUACUUAGAGAUUUGUUGCCUUGCAAGGAAGAUCAUUUGAAGACUCAAGGCUUUUACAGUAACAAACACAUGCUAUUGCCUUGGAAUAUGGUUCUGUUUUAAUCUUUAGUGUAUUUGCAGUGCUGUAGUCGUGUCAGUGUUAUAAUAUUGAUGGCGUUCCAUCACUUGUUUAUAUUAUUUUGAGGUUAGAUCUCAUCAACUGGCCGAACAAGUUUGAGAAAUGAUGGUAUUAAGACGAAGAUGACUGCUGAAGAUUGUAAUCUGUGAUAAACACGCCCUUGACACUGCUGUCUCCUCCACCACACCACCACACCACCAGUCCACCACUACCACCUCCACCAUCAUUCCUCGAACGCUUGCUCGUCGACUGACCGCAGUAGACUGUAGUCCAGCUGAACUAGGGGCCGUCCUGCCCGCGGGAGGGUCGCCGCCUGUAAGGUCGACCGCCCCGCUAACUUACUCAACGCUCGUGGCCUGAAGUGUACUUGUGACCAGAUGGGCGAUUACGAGCCGUCUUGGGGAGGCGCCGACUUUGUGGCCGCCCCGCGCCAGGCCGACACCCAAAGAAGCACGUGCAGUGUGCGUUACCAAAGAUGUCAACCAAAUGAGAGCCCAAACACCUCGAACUGACGGCGCCGCCCUCGCUCAGCUUGUAAACGCUCAUCGACGAUCUAUGACGCAGCUACAGCAAGUCAAGAAUAUACGAGGUAGAGCAGCUUCAUGUAGCUUUCACUGCGGCACUGCUCCUAGUUCAGUCACCGUGAUGAUUUCUGCCAAGCCCUCGCUACCUUGGGGCUCCUGAGUUAGCUAGUAGACCACGCACACAGCAAUAAACACACGGCAUUUGUAUCUGGAAAAAAA
Eriocheir sinensis (Chinese mitten crab) is the source of this 4719-nucleotide messenger RNA. RefSeq names its product sodium/potassium/calcium exchanger Nckx30C-like. NCBI's taxonomy places the organism in Eukaryota, Metazoa, Arthropoda, Malacostraca, Decapoda, Varunidae. The coding region runs from base 151 to 2280 and encodes 709 amino acids. Gene Ontology annotation, molecular function: calcium channel activity; calcium, potassium:sodium antiporter activity. The record is from RefSeq and is a predicted model, not a curated record. Gene Ontology annotation, cellular component: membrane. The transcript has 11 exons. Gene Ontology annotation, biological process: intracellular calcium ion homeostasis; calcium ion transmembrane transport.